Metopolophium dirhodum (rose-grain aphid) is the source of this 1665-nucleotide messenger RNA. RefSeq names its product transcription initiation factor TFIID subunit 7-like. Gene Ontology annotation, cellular component: transcription factor TFIID complex. Gene Ontology annotation, biological process: RNA polymerase II preinitiation complex assembly; transcription initiation at RNA polymerase II promoter. The record is from RefSeq and is a predicted model, not a curated record. The transcript has 9 exons. Gene Ontology annotation, molecular function: RNA polymerase II general transcription initiation factor activity. Bases 217 to 1422 code for a protein of 401 amino acids. Lineage: Eukaryota; Metazoa; Arthropoda; Insecta; Hemiptera; Aphididae.
CUGUGAUAAUACGAUCUUUUUUUAUUUAAUAUUUUCAGUUUUCCUCACUUUAUCCCACAAAUUUUUAUGGUUCAUGCUAAUACAAUUAAUUUUAAAAUCAAUGCUAAUGCAUUAAUUAACGGUAUAGAAAGUUAAGACAUAUUGUUAUUAGACUUUACCAGCUAUUAGCAACUUGUUUUAACAUUGUGAGUUCGUGCGUUAGUGAAGCCUCCAAAGAUGGAACAAAAGUCAGAUCAGACUAUUGAGUUAGAAACCGAAGUUAUUUUAAGAGUUCCAUCGGAAGCUGCUGCUGCGUUAAGAGAGUUAAUAAAAAAAGAUGCCAAAGAACAACUAAGUAUAAAAUUAGAGAAUGAUAUUCGCAAAGGUGAAGUAAUCAUCGGCAAUCAUCGUCUAUUUGCAAAGGUUGUUGAUUUGCCAACUAUCAUUGAAGGACAAAAAACAAUUGAUAACAAGACUGUGUAUAAAACUGCAGAUAUAUGUCAGAUGAUUAUAUGCAAAGAAAAUGAAGAAUUUUUACUGUCUGAUGAAGAUGAGAAAACAAAAGUUUUUAAAAAAAAAGAACCUAAUAAAGUUGAUAAAAAAUAUUUGUGGCCACAUGGUGUAACACCACCAUUAAAAAAUGUACGAAAACGAAGAUUUCGUAAAACUCUUAGAAAAAAAUACGUUGAAGCUCCAGAAAUUGAAAAAGAGGUGAAAUAUCUUUUAAAAAGUGAUAGUGAAGCCCUUAGUGUAAAAUGGGAAGUAGUAUCUGAAACAGAGGUUCAAAACAAUAGAAAAAUAAAAGAAGAACCUUUUAUGCAAGGUGAAAUGCAUAAUGAUCUAAAGCAAGAUAUUGCUGAAAGAGAUAUUUUUGGUGAAGCUCUAAGUGAUUCAGAUGAAGAAGCCGGUAACAUAAAUAUAAUGGAUAUGGAUGAAGAUAUGAGUAAUGACGAUAGUCGUUUCUCUGAUACUAAUUCAUUAAUGGAAGAAAAACCUUCGAUUUCUGGAUCCCAAAAGCUUGUUACAGAGUUUACUAAAGAAAUGUUUAUUUCUGAUGAUAAUUCCCAUCACGGAAUAAAAAAAGAAGAUGGAAUAGAUUCCACAUUUGAUGAAAGUAUGGGUUAUAGAGAUGAUAUAGGUGAGGAUCUUAAGUCUGAAUUAGAACUUAGCGAUGAAAGUAAACUUGGUGAGACACCUAUUUUAUCAACAUUGGUUCCAUUAGAAGCUGGAAAUGUGUCUGCUGAUGACAUAAAACAUAAAAUUGAUCAGUUACAACAAGAAAUUGAAGAACUUAAAGAACGUAAAAGACAACAAGAUUUGGAAAUUGCAAAUAUUGAAAAUAUAAAUUUAAGAGAACGUUUUAUAAGUAUAUCUAAUAAUUUACUUACUGAGCAACUAGAAAAAGAACAACAGAUUCAAGAACUUCAAUCAUUUCUUCUUUAAUUUCGAUUGAUGAUUUUGUAAGAUAAUUUUAAUUUUGGGCAAUAAUUUUACUAUUGUAAUAUUUUUUAUUUUUAGAUGGGUCUUUCAUGUUAUAAUUUAUUUAUAAAUAACCAUUUUUAAAUCUUGAUAAAAUCUGUUCAUAUUCUUAUUUGUCAAUGUAUAUAAAUAAACAAUUGUAUAUAAUUAAUAUUGAUAUUUUGUUCACCCUGAAUAAAUUAAAAUUUUUAAAUAAACACUCAGAAA